This is a messenger RNA of Belonocnema kinseyi, 3438 nucleotides long. It is a transcript of the gene betaCOP, whose product is annotated as coatomer subunit beta. Lineage: Eukaryota; Metazoa; Arthropoda; Insecta; Hymenoptera; Cynipidae. The coding region runs from base 445 to 3318 and encodes 957 amino acids. Gene Ontology annotation, biological process: intracellular protein transport; endoplasmic reticulum to Golgi vesicle-mediated transport; intra-Golgi vesicle-mediated transport. The transcript is spliced from 11 exons. Gene Ontology annotation, cellular component: COPI vesicle coat; cytoplasm. The record is from RefSeq and is a predicted model, not a curated record. Gene Ontology annotation, molecular function: structural molecule activity.
AGUAUUCUGAUUUCUGACACGUAUGUGAAUGGUACGGAUGGCUGGUUAAAUGAUAUUUAUUUGCAUUAUUUCGGCUUUUCUAAGUCUUCUGGAACUACAUUUAUAAUUAAGAGAUGAAGCCUGUCAGCAAAGGGGAAAUUCCAAGAAUUCGCCUCGAAAUUGCUCAACUACUGCCCUCUACUCACUACUAGAAAAUUGAGGUGUUGGUUCGUGUCCUCCGCUCGCGUGCGGGACUGUUUAGGUUUAGACUGGGAGGCAGCAUUAUGAUACUAUUAUGCCUAUUAUGAUGCAUUAAUGUGGAAGUAGGAUUGGUCAUCUGGCUCGGCUACCACACUGCUUAAAUUGAACGGGUACGCGGACAUCGUGGAGCCCAGCAACGACAAUUUUGAGGUGCCCUGCUUCACGGGAUUCACGGAAGACCUCGAGUGACAUCACCGCAUCAAAAUGAGCACUAUAUCAGAACAACCUUGUUAUACUCUAAUUAACAUAGCUAUCGACACUGAACCAUUCAAUGAGCUUCAGUUAAAGCAAGAUCUUGAAAACGGCGAUGUCAACACUAAAGUCGAUGCUCUCAAGAAAACUAUCCAUAUGAUCCUUAGUGGAGAAAGGCUUCCAGGUCUUCUGAUGACGAUUAUUCGUUUUGUUUUACCUCUUCAAGAUCAUAUGAUAAAGAAACUUCUUCUAAUAUUUUGGGAGAUCGUGCCAAAAACUUCUCCGGAUGGAAAAUUACUUCAAGAAAUGAUUCUAGUGUGUGAUGCCUAUAGAAAGGAUCUUCAGCAUCCUAAUGAGUUUGUCAGAGGUUCCACAUUAAGAUUUCUCUGUAAGUUAAAGGAACCAGAAUUGCUCGAGCCUUUGAUGCCAGCGAUAAUAGCGUGCUUAGAGCAUAGACACUCGUAUGUUCGACGUAAUGUAGUUCUUGCGAUUUUUACCAUUUAUCGCAAUUUUGAGUUUCUAAUACCAGAUGCUCCGGAGCUAAUCGCUAAGUAUUUAGAGGGGGAGCAGGACAUGUCCUGCAGGAGAAAUGCAUUUCUGAUGCUUUUGCACGCUGACCAAAACAGAGCUUUGGCAUAUUUGACUGCUUGUCUAGAUCAGGUACCCAGCUUUGGCGAUAUCCUUCAACUCGUUAUUGUGGAACUAAUUUACAAGGUGUGUUUAGCUAAUCCUCCUGAGCGUGCACGCUUUAUCAGGUGUAUUUAUAGUUUAUUAAACUCACCAAGUGCUGCUGUUCGAUAUGAAGCAGCUGGCACUUUAGUUACUCUUUCUAGUGCACCGACGGCAAUAAAAGCUGCUGCUUCAUGUUAUAUAGAACUUGUUGUUAAGGAGAGUGAUAACAAUGUCAAACUCAUCGUGCUUGAUAGGCUGAUUGCGAUGAAGGAAUGUCCCUCGCACGAAAGAGUCAUUCAGGAUCUCGUCAUGGAUAUUCUUCGCGUUCUAGGUUCGCCAGCGUUGGAAGUACGCACGAAAACGUUGUCGUUGGUGAUGGAUUUGGUAACAACUCGAACGAUUGAAGAAAUGGUUCAGUUGCUGAAGAAAGAAGUGACGCGCAGUGCAAGUGGAGAACACGAAGAUGCCGGAAAAUAUCGGCAACUGCUCGUAAGAACCCUUCACGCAUGUUCCAUAAAAUUUUCGGAUGUGGCUGCUACUGUUAUACCCGUGUUGACGGAUUUUUUGGUUGAGAACAAUGAGGCCGCGGCCACUGACGUCCUUGUUUUUGUGCGAGAAGCUAUUCAGAGAUUUGAUAAUCUCAGACCACUAAUUAUCGAGAAGCUUCUGGAGGUGUUUCCACAAAUUCGAUCAGUAAAAGUGCAUAGAGCAGCACUCUGGAUUUUGGGAGAGUACGCAACAUCAAAAGACGAUAUAGAAGCAGUCAUGAACCGCAUUAGAGCUGCUUUGGGAGAUUUGCCUUUAGUGGAGGCAGAAAAUAAUAGGCAAGCAGGAGAAAAAUCUGUGGAAGAAAGUGCACAAAAUGUAACUACACAGCUUGUUACUUCGGACGGAACUUACGCAUCUCAAAGCGCUUUCAAUUCGGCCACGAAAGGAACAAAAGAGGAGCAGAGACCGGCACUCGUCCAGUAUAUGAUGGAGGGAGACUUUUUUAUUGGCGCUUCGCUGGCUACAACGCUCUCAAAACUUGCACUUCGUUACAAGAAUUUAGAGACGAACUUGCAAACGAGCAACAGACUGCAAGCCGAGACAAUGCUUGUUAUGUCCAGUAUCUUACAACUCGGUCGUUCUGGGCUUCCUUCGAAAGCAAUGACUCACGAUGAUGCUGAAAGAGUUUCUCUAUGUUUGCGAUCACUGGCAUGCCCUAAUCCUCUUGCGCAAAAAGUAUUUACCGAAGGAUGCCGUGAAGCUCUUGGGAGGAUGCUCACAGCCAAAGCAGAAGAAGAUUCGCAGGACCAAAAGGCGAAGGAGAAGCCUGGAAACAUCGUACAAGUAGAUGAUGCAAUUCCAUUCCUUCAAUUAACUCGUGGAUCGGACUUGACUGGUGGUGCAGGAGACGUUUUUGAACAAAGUUUGAGUGCUGCAGUAGCAGGAAAGCCUGGCGGAGCUGGCGAAGUUUCUGUCCCCAGCGCCCUUAGUAAAGUAACCCAGCUUACGGGUUUCUCAGAUCCCGUUUAUGCCGAGGCUCUUGUACAUGUGAACCAAUAUGAUAUCGUUCUUGAUGUUCUAAUCGUUAAUCAGAGUGAAGAUACUCUGCAAAAUUGUACGCUUGAAUUGGCCACGAUGGGUGACCUGAAACUUGUAGAAAGACCUCAACCCAUCGUGCUUGCUCCUCGAGAUUUUGCGAGUAUCAAAGCAAACGUUAAGGUGGCCUCUACAGAAAAUGGCAUCAUUUUUGGAAAUAUUGUGUACGACGUCUUUGGUGCAGGAUCAGAUAGAUGUGUAGUCGUUUUAAACGAUAUUCACAUCGAUAUAAUGGAUUACAUCGUUCCAGCAACAUGUACCGAUGCAGAAUUUCGACAAAUGUGGGCAGAAUUUGAGUGGGAGAAUAAGGUUUCGGUGAACACGACCCUUUCCGAUCUACGAGAUUACCUGGCUCACCUUCUUAAGUCAACAAAUAUGCGCUGCUUAACACCAGAAAAGGCUCUUUCAGGACAAUGUGGCUUUAUGGCAGCAAACAUGUAUGCAAAGUCUAUUUUCGGUGAAGACGCUCUGGCCAAUUUAUCAAUCGAGAAGCCGCUCAACAAACCAGAUGCUCCAGUCGUCGGGCACAUUCGCAUCAGAGCAAAAAGUCAAGGAAUGGCUCUUUCGCUCGGCGAUAAGAUCAAUUCCACGCAGAAAGGUCCACAGAGUAAAGUCGUUCAAGCCGCCUGAAUGUUGAAUCUGAAUUUACUUGACUUUUUGCGGGGCAGUAUAACUAAUUAUCUAUAAUAAAAAGGCAUAGGUCGUAAGAAAUGUAUGUUUAUUUCAGAAUAAAAAAUUUUUAUCUGCAAA